UUUGGUCCCCGAGGCUUUCCGUAGAUUCCGGCCUGGGCGUCGGCAGUCCAGUCACUGCUGCCUCUGCGUAGGAAAUAAACACCCGAACACUGCUUCACCGGAGAGCGCGGAGGUGGCACUUACAUAAAGGAAAACUUCACAUUUAACAUUAAAAAUGCAUUCAGUCACUCUGGACGGUUCGCCCAAGAAGCGGACGUUAUCUCGGGGAAUAAGCGAGGACGAGUCUCUCCGCAGCCUCAUCAAAGACUCCGAGAGCACAUCCAGGCGUCUGGCACGGAGCGACAGUCGAGCAGGCACCCUGAAGAGGAAGACUGACAGUCAGACUGAACAGGACCUCUUCAUGGGCCUCCCAGAAAUGCUGGAGCUGCAGGCCAGCUAUGACGAGGUGGUGCAGGAGCUGCAUGGGCUGGAGGUUGAGCGGGAGACUCUAUUGUUCCAGGUGGAUGUCCUGCAGGACACGCUGGAGGGUGUGGAGGAAUUGCUGGCCGAGGCGCAAAGGGAAGCUGGACAGGCUAACAUGGAGUUGGAGCAAGAGCGGGAGGCCAAGAGGAAAAUGGAGAGACUGAUGUGCUCUCUGAUGCAGGAGGUGGAGAGAUUAAAGGAGGCAGGAAAUGACCAACUGUCUGCUCCAGUGAACACACAGGGAUGUGAAGAUGAGCCAACAAAAGGACACCAGAUGGAAAAUAAAGCCGAGGACCUGAUGGAGGCUACUCGCAGAGAAGAAAAAGAUCCCUCCAUUGGUGGAGCAUCAAAGGAAGAGGGAAAAGGAGAAGCAGCAGAGGACAAAGGUAAUGUCCUGAUAAGGAUGAAGAUGGUCAAUAAGCCUUUGGCCCAAAUGCCCUCUCUUGCUUUAGACAACCCGUUGUCUGAAGAUGGAGUCCUGAGGAGGCCUUACGAAAACGGUGUGGACGGACGAGAUCCUUCUCCAGAAAGGAACGAUUCCGACAGCAUAAGUGCCUAUGAAGAUGCUUCAGCGGAGACUCCGGAACAGGAAGGGAUGUUUCCAGGUGAAAAUUUGGAGCUUCCUCAUGAUUCAGAGAAUAGUGAGGGAGACAGCUGCCAGCCCAGUGACCCCAAAAGCCCUGAAAGCUGUAUCGUGUCUUAACUGAUCUGUUUUAUCUACCACUGGGAACGAGGGGGAAGGUAACUACAGAUCAUUUUGUAUAAGCGCUUUAAUUUGCAGUUGACACGUCUUAUAAUUAGGGUGGGCCAAAAGUAACGUUCACAGUUCUAAUUAUAGGUCUGAGGUUUACUCUGUUGAUUGAUUAGCCGAAAAAACAAACAAUAAUCAUUUAGACAAUCAACUUAUCGUCCAUCCUUUUUCAAUUCAAAUCCAAACUUAGCCUUUCUUUGUUUUGAGAGUCAAAGAAAUGUGUUUAGGUCUUGGAAUUGAGACAAUACUUCUCAACAUUUUUACAACUAAGUAAUGAAAGGUGAAAACGAUGGGCAGCGUAAUUGAUAAUGAAAAUGAGGGUAAGUUUUAGAUCUUGUCGUCAUUCACUGUAAUAGUAAACUUAAGUUCACAACUAAGGAACUCAGGAUCCAGGUGAUUUACUAUCUGUCCUUUAAACUCAAUACUACUUCAAAUUAAUUUGCCAAUAAUUCCUCUUUAAUGUCCGUCUUAAUAUCUUUCUUUUCUUUGAAUGCAUAGAUCAACAGAAACAACACUCUUAUGUUUCUUUUGAUCGGUUACCUCUUUGCUUACUUUUUUUAAGAAGUUGUUUUAUACACUCACAGCUGCCAGGACACUAAUCAGGAUUUCCUGUAUACAAAACACAGUGAGCUAUAGAAGGAUUUGGACUGUUGCACUUUGACCUCAAAUCAAAACAAUACAAAAGAAAGUUAGAGAUUGAGAGUCAGUGUGAAAGCUUCUGACACUCACAGCUGUAUUUGAAGAUAUUCGAUCCAUCUGUAAAGAAAGUUCAGAACAUAUGGGACAACCACCUUGGGAAGUUCAGAUACAGAUUUUCAAAUGUUGCUUUUUUUUUAAAUGUAUAAAAUCUGAUUUUUUUAAGUAAGGGAAAAUGCCAUUUCUUUGCUGCCUGAAGAUUUUAUUUUUUUAUCUUUCAUAUACAGCCCUUUUCCUGUUUUUUUUAUUUUGAAUUUUGGAGAAUUGAUUUGGCUGCAUUUGCACUUUUUAAAGAUCUUAUAUCCUGGCACAAAUAAAUCAGAUUACAUCAGAAACAACAUUCCCCUUACAACCAAACAUGUUGAGGAUAACUGAUCAGCCGACCUGUUGCAGGCUGUAUGCCCUCUGCCUGCACAGUAUAAACUGUGUGUUUGCACAUUACAAGUGAAACUUUUUCCAAUGAGUCUCUUUGCUGGUCUCUGAAUGCUGUACUCGCUUUGUAUUUAACCACAACAUUUGAUGGUUAUUUUUGCAAUGUUACAUUCCCUUUUUUAAGCUAGAAGCAAGAAUCCGACCCUCUCACCUCAUUUGAACAGUUUGCAUGAGCACCUUAGAAUGUAUCACAUUUUCAAUCUCCAAAUAAGUCAAUGUCGGUCUUUUUUUAGUACUUUGGCAUGCAAAAAGUGUUUGGAUAUACUGCCAUUCCUUGUUUUUAAGGGUGGACUUUGACAGGCUUUAAUACAUAUUUGAAGUUAUGAGGGAACAUAUCAUAUGACAUUUUUUUUAAAUGGAAAAUGAAAACUAAAGGGGAAAUAUAUUAAAGCAGUCAUGAAAUAUAAAAGAUAGCAGUUAGUUGCAUGUCAUUUUGUGGGUUCAGAAUGUAAAUUUUUAUAUUGAUUUUAUGUUAUUUUUAUUACAUGAGGUGACUUCUACUGAAGUGCUGUGUGUCGUCUCUGUAUUCAGGGCUUGAACAUUCAGGUCAUUUACACCGACGCUGGUCAGAUGUCAUUUGCGUCACUUGUUCAUUUUAUCUUUCUAUUCAGGUCAUAUUUUACACAUCGUUUUCAGACGUUGUUCUUUGAACACAUCACUGAUGCUGUUUUUUGGUGGAUUUAAACACACAGCAUUCCAUUUUUUUAAAUGAUUUUAUUUUUGCAUUUUACUUGUUGAUGCAAAAAAAAAGUUUUUACUGUAGUUCAAUGCCUUUAAAGAGUCUGCAUAUUUUGAACGUCCUGAUUGUUGUAUGAAAUGUUCACAUGUAAUGACACAGAUUUAUACUUGUAAUUUAAAUGACAUUCCAGACAUAUCUAAAUAAAAACGUGAAUCAUGUA
Labrus bergylta (ballan wrasse) is the source of this 3180-nucleotide messenger RNA. RefSeq names its product leucine-rich repeat flightless-interacting protein 1. NCBI's taxonomy places the organism in Eukaryota, Metazoa, Chordata, Actinopteri, Labriformes, Labridae. The record is from RefSeq and is a predicted model, not a curated record.